AUCCGUUCUUUGCAGUGAUCAAAUGCGAGAUGUGCAUCAAUCCGGCUACCAAUUUUGUAGCCGGCCUCUGCCAGCGUUGCGAGAAAAUUUGGGCCAAGCGUCCGCAGUACAUGCCGCUUACCAACCAUCGCAUAAUGGCUGCCAUGGUUGCCAGUGUGCGCCAGCCGGAUGCCCCCAUGGAUCCCACCUUCCAGACGGCCAUGUUGAGUGCAAGGAUGAAGAAGGCCCAGAAGAUCGCGCUCUUCCACAAGAUUCGUGCGCAGUUCACCAACAGCGUGCUCGUCGACACUGACUCCAAAAUGGCAGUGCCCUUUAAAACUGAGGACAACUAUUGGGAUAUUCCCGAAAUCAUGGAUGAAGACGUUGUGGCUUUUCAGCGCAAUGUCGAUCUCCUGGCUGACAUGGUGCCAGACAGAACUCGUUCGAACAAGGACAAAGAUGCCACAGACAAGGAGAAAGAUACCACAGACAAGGACAAAGAUGCCGAAGACAAGGACAAAGAUGCCAAAGACAAGGACGAAGAUGCCAAAGACAAGGACGAAGAUGCCACUGACGAGAAAGAAGACUCUGGAUUGCCCGAAUAACACGUGGUGGCCAAAUAUUCCAAAGAAAAUGUAAACCACAGUAUUAAAACAAUCA
Molecule: messenger RNA, 639 nt
Organism: Drosophila persimilis
Lineage: Eukaryota; Metazoa; Arthropoda; Insecta; Diptera; Drosophilidae
Exons: 1
Coding region: 30-584 (184 amino acids)
Source: RefSeq, a predicted model, not a curated record